Messenger RNA from Penicillium daleae, 804 nucleotides. RefSeq lists its product as uncharacterized. The coding region runs from base 1 to 804 and encodes 267 amino acids. Gene Ontology annotation, molecular function: DNA-binding transcription factor activity, RNA polymerase II-specific; zinc ion binding. NCBI's taxonomy places the organism in Eukaryota, Fungi, Ascomycota, Eurotiomycetes, Eurotiales, Aspergillaceae. The record is from RefSeq and is a predicted model, not a curated record. Gene Ontology annotation, biological process: regulation of DNA-templated transcription. The transcript has a single exon.
AUGGAUCCGGGCCGGCGCCCAGUACUGAGGUAUGACGAAUCUGCACGGCCCAAUGCCAACGAAAGACGACUACCAGUUCCUGUCAAUCACUUUAACACCCUUCGAUCUUCACCUCUGGCCCCUCCCAGCUCAUGGGGCUCCCUGCCUACCAUAUUCUGCCCGGGAGCUUCUUCGGAGGCACCGUUGAAAAUCGUUCUUGAAGAUCCCAGCAGUGGACAGCAGUACCGGGAAAAACGAAUCCGGAGCCAAGAGGAGCUUGACAGCCAGAAAGAAGGCAUGCGGAUCUUGAAGGACUACGGCGGAGCAUGUGCGGCCUGCUACAGGAGCAAGAAACGGUGUGGACCUGGUGACCCAUGCCCCCCAUGUGCUGCACGCGAUCGGGAAUGCGUUAGACUCAAUCGAUACGAUGGUGAGACUGUGUCUGCUGGUGGUCAGCCUGUGCCCACGCCUACGCAACCUAUAUCUACAUCUUCACAAUCUGUCUCAACAUCGUUUCAAUCUGUCCCUCCACCUACUCAGCCUGUCUCUGCCCCCGUCCUCCCUCCAUCCCCUACUGUCAGGUCCGAGACUCUAACCUUAGACCAGAUGGAUCCUCCGAACGAUCGUCCCAGUCUUCCCGAGAGCACGCUGUCGGAGCCAGCCUUGGAUGAGGACCUGCCGUCUUUGGGCCUUGACCCGCCGGAGGAUUACUUCGACCCCUUCCGUAUCGAUUUAUGGGAAGACGGCAUGGACUGCAUCAAUAGCGCUUGGGAAAACCCUAGCUUUACAUUGAUCGGAAACGAAGGGGGUCAUUUAACAACCUGA